Molecule: messenger RNA, 2960 nt
Organism: Camelina sativa (false flax)
Lineage: Eukaryota; Viridiplantae; Streptophyta; Magnoliopsida; Brassicales; Brassicaceae
Source: RefSeq, a predicted model, not a curated record
GACAUUUUAGUAACUUUGGAUCAUAUCACACCGUAACAGUCUCUUCUCUCUCUCUGACACAUAGCGACGGCGUUCCCGUUCUGUCUUCUGUUCCGUUACAUUACGAAACUGAACAAUCGUUGUCUUUCAAGUUUCAAGUACGAGAUUUGUCUUAAUUUUUUUUUCUUUCUCUGAAUCUCUUUGUCAUUACCAAAGCGCCGAUUCAAACAAUUUGAAUCCAUUCCAUUAGUAGUGAUGGCGUUUUGGAGAAUGAGCACAAGCGAUGCAACUGGAUUCAAGUUCCUCUUCUCAAUCGUCUUCAUCUACGCUUUAAUGUCAGCUAUUGUUUACUCCGUCCUUCACAUGAAAUUCAUCUCUCCUCUUCCUUCAGACGCUCCUCUCGAACGUUUCUCUGAAGCUAGAGCCGUCGAACACAUCCGCGUCUUGGCCGAGGAGAUCGAUGGUCGUCAGGAAGGACGACAAGGGCUUAAAGAAGCUGCAACAUAUAUAAAAUCGCAGUUGGAGAUGGUUAAGGAGAGAGCUGGACCUAAUCUAAGGGUUGAGGUGGAGGAGACUCAGGUGGAUGGUUCCUUUAGCAUGAUGUUUCUUGGCCAUAGCAUCUCACUUGGAUACAGAAACCACACAAAUAUACUUAUGCGUAUCUCCUCAAUGGAUUCUCAUGACACUGAUGCAUCUGUAUUGAUGAAUGCACAUUAUGACAGUCCUGUUAAUUCUCCUGGAGCUGGUGACUGUGGGUCAUGUGUAGCAUCACUACUUGAAUUAGCAAGACUAGUAGUGGAUUCUGGUUGGACCCCUCCUCGACCUGUCAUCUUUCUCUUUAAUGGUGCUGAAGAGCUUUUUAUGCUGGGCUCACACGGCUUCAUGACGAAGCAUAAGUUGAAAGACACCAUUGGAGCUUUUAUAAACGUGGAAGCUUCUGGGACAGGGAGUAUUGAUCUGGUCUGCCAAUCAGGGCCUGGUUCGUGGCCGUCCCAAGUUUAUUCUCAAGCUGCAGUGUAUCCAAUGGCACAGAGUUCUGCACAGGAUGUUUUCCCUGUAAUUCCUGGAGACACCGAUUACAGAAUGUUUGCAGAAGAUUACGCUGACAUCCCCGGGCUAGACAUUAUCUUUCUUCUAGGCGGUUACUACUACCAUACUUCCUUUGACACAGUGGACAGAAUAGUACCUGGAAGCAUGCAAGCACGUGGAGAAAACUUAAUUAGCGUGCUUAAAGCCUUCACAAGUUCUUCUAGACUGAAGGUUGCUAGUGAAAGAAUGGAUUCUAACAAUGACAUGGUUGAAAGAGCUGUUUUCUUUGAUUACUUAACAUUCUUCAUGGUGUACUAUCCAAGAAGAGUAGCCAUGGUACUUCAUAACAUUCCAGCUGCUUUGUUCCUUUGUGUUCCUUUCUUUUUGUAUAUGAUGGACCCUAGGGCACACCCUUUGUUAUCAAUCUUCUGGGCUUUCUUGAAAGGAGUUGUCAACCAUUUCGCUGGGAUUUUACUUGGUGUAAUAUUCCCUGUUCUCUUCGCAGUCAUCAGAUUGUUCUUUGCUUAUCCCAUGAGCUGGUUUGCUCAUUCAUACUUGGCUUUCUUGAUGUUCAUCCCCUGCUCAUUUUUUGGUCUUUUAAUUCCAAGAGCUAUCUCUGACCGUGUCUCACAUUCUCAAAGUGUUUCAUCCAAGAAGAUUAUGAAAGUCGAACCAUCUGAUGAAGCAAGGUUUUGGGGAGCAUUUGGGUUCUAUGCGUUUGCAACUUCGGCAUAUUUUUUCGCUGGAUUAAAUGGAGGAUUCAUGACAUUUGUCAUCUGCAUUUCUAUGCUACUGGGGUGGAUUGCUUUCUGUAUGUCAGUCAAGUCCUAUGGCUAUAAUUCGAUCAAGUCUCCCAUGUUUUAUGUGAUACCUCUUGUUCCAUGCCUUCUGUAUGCUCUAUAUUUUGGUGGUAUUCUUGCACUAUUUUUAAUUGAGAAGAUGGGAAUGAUGGGAGCAAUUCCACCACCUUAUGGGUAUUAUCUAGCAGAUGUAGCAGUAGCUGCAGUCAUUGGAAUUGUCACCGGCUUGUGUUUAGGUCCAGUAAUACCAAUUUGUGAUCGUUGGCUGGCCAAAUCGUCGAUCUUGAAAUUCUUGCUUCACUUCAGUGUGGUCAUGUUGGCAGUAUCAUCACAGUUCUUUCCUUAUAGCAAAGAUGCACCGAAGAGAGUUGUACUCCAACACACAUUCAUCUCUGCAGGUGGAAAUGAAAUCACAGGCUCAAGUUAUGAUUUAGCUGUCAUUGAUUCAAAUUCUAUGGAGUUCAUUUUUAAACAUGCUCCGGAGGUGGCAGAGGAACUUCACGCUGGUCCUUCUUUUUCAUUGGCAAAUGCUGAAGCAUCUCCUCAAGAAGCUUGGUUGGCACUUUUCCCUAUUUCUUGCGUAGUAACAACAAACGGGAGGUUCUCUGCUAAAGCCAACAAUAUUUCAGAACGAUAUAGCCAAUUCCCACACCUACAAACUCAUAAACCGCAAACGACAUUUAAAAACGGAACUCGCAGAGUUCAUCUGGAACUCUCUUUGGGCUCGUUGGAAGAGAUAUGGGUCACGGUUCUGAACAUAACCGGUCCGUUAUCAGGAUGGUCCUUUGCAGAUGGGAAACCUCCAGCACCUGAACUCCCACAGGGUGGUCCUCCUUCUUACAUAUUGAGACUGAGUGGAAACAGCGGUGAGAAUUGGAACUUCUGGUUAGAGGCAAGUAGUGAAGAAGAAGUGAGAGUAGAUGUAGCUGUUCUUGAUCAACGUCUUGAUGAAAAAACGAUACAUUUGAAGGGUCUUUUCCCAAAAUGGUCCGACGUCAUUGCAUACACUAGCUUUCUUUCUACUUACUUCUUUUAAUCAUAGACUGUAUUUUGUAUUUCUCCUUUUUGCUUUGUUUUUUCAAAACAUUAGAGAAUAAAUCCGUUCUUAACAGGGGACAUAUAUAUAGCUCAAUGUGUUUAUUUAUUUAUUUA